GAAAGUGUUUACCAACAUAAAUUUAGUUUUCUGCAUUAUUACAGGUUUUUAUUUUUCAAAGCAACAGCAAAAUGGGUCGAUGCCGGAUGUGUCGAAAGGCUUGCGAAGCGAAUGCUCUUUUCAAAAAUCGGUUCUUUCGGGAAAAAUUCCAGGACAUUAUUUGUAUGUGGGUAGAUGCUGAAAAUGAUCCAACCCAGUGCGACGUAUGCAAAGAAUGUGAGACCGAUACUCUGGAAUUUUACUCCUACAAGCAGCGAAGUCGACAAAUACUUCGUGGAAAUAAAAAUCCAGUUCCAUUUCUUGGCAAUGACGAUCCAGCAGCUUCAGGAGAAGAUGACCAGGCCGAGCCUGAUGCCCUUCUGUCGCUGCUGGAUGACUGCGAUGAGACUGUGGAGUUUUCCGUGGAAACAUUGGAACAGUUGAGUUCUGGUGUGCAAAAGUCCGGGGCUACGAAUCGCAAGAAAAGCUCUGAACUUAGAGAUCCGUGGAAGACUAGCAGACUGCGCGGGCUCCCAACUCCGGAAGAUCGGUUAGCAGAGAAACUGAGACCGAAACGGCCAAUUCGGCGUAAAACGGAAGCCGAAAAAGCGAUGGAUCCCGUGGAAUACCGGAAGUCCUAUUUCAAGAAGGCGAUGGAAAAGUACAAGCAGACUUGCGAGCUCUGUGGCAAACGAAUGCCAGCAAAUCGAAUAGAAGGUCACAUGAAUGGUCACAAAGGAUUGUCGCCGUUCGCGUGUGAAGUUUGUGGACAAAGUUUCAACUGUAAGCUCAAUCUGCGGAAUCACAUCAACCGCUUACACGUCACCGGCAAGGAGGUUUCCUGUACCGAAUGUGGGAAAAUUGCAACCUGCCCCGGUACUCUUAGGCAACACAUGCGUGCGGUGCACUUGGAGAGAAAGUUCCAAUGCAGUUUGUGUGGAUUGAAGAUUCUCAGCCAACAUUCUUUGCAACGCCACAUGAACAUUCACACCCAAACGCGGGACUACAUUUGUUCGCACUGUGGCAAGGCGUUCUACUGCAAGAGUGUGCUGAAGAUUCACUUGCGAACGCAUUCCGGCGAGACGCCAUACACUUGCAACAUUUGCCCGAAGGGAUUUGUCCAUCGGCGGAUCUACGUGAUGCACAUGCAGAAGCUGCACCCGGAGGAACCGUUGAUGAAGCUGGACGGUGCCAAGGCGCUGAAGGAGACGCUGAUGAAGAAGUACUCGAUGGCGUGAAAUGUGAGAUAAUAGGGGCUUGCAGCUUUAUUGAAAUGAA
Molecule: messenger RNA, 1257 nt
Organism: Ochlerotatus camptorhynchus
Lineage: Eukaryota; Metazoa; Arthropoda; Insecta; Diptera; Culicidae
Product: oocyte zinc finger protein XlCOF6-like
Exons: 3
Coding region: 72-1217 (381 amino acids)
Biological process (GO): regulation of transcription by RNA polymerase II
Cellular component (GO): nucleus
Molecular function (GO): RNA polymerase II transcription regulatory region sequence-specific DNA binding; DNA-binding transcription factor activity, RNA polymerase II-specific
Source: RefSeq, a predicted model, not a curated record